AUGAAGACAAUUGUUUUGAUCGCCGCCAUCUGUCUAGUGGUCUUCAGCUGCUGGCUAGAUGUUUCGCAGGCGCAAAGCGCCAACGCCUCCACCUCUGACGCUGGUAUCCCAAAAAGAGUGACAGUCUCCAACUUGCAAUACACGGUCGUGAGGAGAAUCAGUGUCGGGAAUGCGACGACAAGCAGCACCAGUUCGCGCAGUUCCGGGACCAGCAGCAGGAUCAAGACCAACCGAAACCUACGCGCCAAGAGCAAGCAGGCGGCCAAGAGAACAGCCGCCAGGCGCACCCGGAACUCUCGUCGUGUCAGGCGCUAA
This is a messenger RNA of Drosophila serrata, 315 nucleotides long. RefSeq lists its product as uncharacterized. NCBI's taxonomy places the organism in Eukaryota, Metazoa, Arthropoda, Insecta, Diptera, Drosophilidae. The record is from RefSeq and is a predicted model, not a curated record.